Marasmius oreades (fairy-ring Marasmius) is the source of this 1090-nucleotide messenger RNA. RefSeq lists its product as uncharacterized. The transcript has 5 exons. The record is from RefSeq and is a predicted model, not a curated record. The coding region runs from base 27 to 986 and encodes 319 amino acids. Gene Ontology annotation, biological process: nucleoside metabolic process. Lineage: Eukaryota; Fungi; Basidiomycota; Agaricomycetes; Agaricales; Marasmiaceae. Gene Ontology annotation, molecular function: S-methyl-5-thioadenosine phosphorylase activity. Gene Ontology annotation, cellular component: cytosol.
CAAACCUUCUCGUCAACUCGUCAACUAUGUCUGGAGGUGAUCAUGAUAACGUAUCAGUUGGUGUGAUUGGUGGAAGUGGAUUAUACCACUUAGACAAUCUUACUUUCGUAAAGACCGUUAAUCCCGAAACGCCAUGGGGCCUUCCAAGCUCCCCGUUAACCAUCUUUUCCCUUCCAUCUGGGACGAAGAUCGCAUUUCUAGCCAGACACGGACACAACCACACUUUGCACCCAUCCAAUAUUCCUGCUCGUGCUAACAUCGCCGCACUUAAAUCGGUUGGUGUUCGUGCAAUCCUUGCAUUCUCUGCGGUCGGUUCCCUACGAGAAGAGAUUGCUCCAGGAUCAUUCGUCUUACCCGAUCAAAUCAUUGAUCGCACAAAGGGUGUUCGCCCCGUUUCUUUCUUUGAAGAGACAACCAUCGUUGCCCAUGCUGCAUUUGGUGACCCUUUCAGCAACAGAUUAGUGAAGUGGCUGGAGGAUAAAAUCCGGAAAGCGCUGGACAGUGAGGGUCGCGGCGUCAAGCUGUUCACAGAAAAGUGCGUUGUUUGCAUGGAAGGUCCUCAGUUUUCCACCCGUGCCGAAAGCUUGAUGUACCGUCAAUGGGGAGCCGACAUCAUCAAUAUGAGCGUACUACCUGAAGCAAAAUUGGCAAGAGAGGCUGAACUAAGCUAUGCUCUCAUUGCAACCGCUACAGAUUAUGAUUCUUGGCGUCCUGGUUCGGAAGCAGUGACCGCCACCGAGGUGUUUAAGACCUUGAACGCAAAUGCAGACACGUCUCGCCAUGUCGCCGCUACGAUCUUGGAGGAUCUUCAUCAGGCCCUGAGCGAUAAAGGCAGCACUGGUGGCGACGGAAGGAACUCUAAUAUACUUUUGGAGGAGGUCGGGACAAUGAAGCUCUCCAUGCCGCCUUCCUCAAAGCAAAACCCAGAUGAUAGAAAGAAGCUCGCAUACAUACUGCCCGAGUACUUCUUGGACGUUGAGAUGUGAAUGUACUUAUUCACCCUGUCUGUCACAACAAUCAAGUGAUGCGUCAAAUCGGUCGAUUUUAGUACAUCUCCUCAAGCCCCGAGACCUCAUUAACAUUGGUCAGC